CGACUACAUUUCCAAGCAUUAAAGUGACAGGCUCACAACGGCUGAUACAUCUCCUCUCAAGUGUUCUUUGAUAUCUUCCCUCGAACCAAAGCGACACAGCGGAGCUGGACCUACAAUCUUCAACAGCGAUCCGGGAAGUCCGGCUACCUACCGCACACGUGUUGUCAGCUCGCUGAGUUGCGGUGCCUACGUUCUAUCGAGAAAGCCGUUCGAGACACCAAAACACCUACCAAUCUCUAAACUACCCCUUACUUCUUCAACCUUUUCUCACAGCAGCGAGAAGCUCAAACACAGACGUGUCUGCAAGUCUGCGUAGGAUCGCGUGGAAUUGAGGCAGUUUUGAGACACUAGACCCGAUCGGGACGCCAUUACUGUCGAGCACCUUGUUGGAGUCGACAUCUGACAAACGGUCAAGCACGUCAGAUACAUAGCAAAGAUGCGGGGCAGGUCGGCUGUGUCUCUCUUGCUGGCCUCUCUGUUCUCUGCAAUCAGAAUCUCUGCUUCAGAACAACAGCCAUUCGAGUUUGGAGAGAUGUCUGCACCACAGUACACGCUGCCUAAGCUGCCCUAUGCAUACGAUGCAUUGGAACCUCACAUCUCCACCCAGAUCAUGGAGCUGCACCAUGGCAAGCACCACCAGACAUACAUCACGAACUUGAACGCUGCUCUAAAGACACAAGCCGAGGCGGUACACACGUCAGACAUCACAGCUCAAGUCGCUGUCCAGCAAGGUAUCAAGUUCAACGCUGGCGGACACAUCAACCACUCCCUGUUCUGGCAGAACCUUGCCCCUGCCAGCUCAGCUGAAGCUAAGAGCUCUGCUGCGCCCGAGCUUGUGAAGCAGAUCAAGGCCACAUGGGGCGACGAGGACAAGUUCAAGGAGGCCUUCAAUGCUGCGUUACUUAGCAUCCAGGGCAGUGGUUGGGGCUGGCUGGUCAAGGUCGAGACUGGCAAGGAGCAGAGGCUCGCCAUUGUCACGACCAAGGACCAGGAUCCGGUGGUUGGCAAGGGAGAGGUCCCCAUCUUUGGCGUCGACAUGUGGGAGCAUGCGUACUACCUCCAGAAUUCUGAGAGCUUUUACUCACUGAAGUAGUACUUGAACGGCAAGGCCGCGUAUGUGCAGAACAUCUGGAACGUCAUCAAUUGGAAAACCGCAGAGGACCGCUUCCUGGGUUCGCG
Messenger RNA from Didymella exigua CBS 183.55, 1179 nucleotides. RefSeq names its product superoxide dismutase mitochondrial precursor. The record is from RefSeq and is a predicted model, not a curated record. Lineage: Eukaryota; Fungi; Ascomycota; Dothideomycetes; Pleosporales; Didymellaceae. Gene Ontology annotation, biological process: superoxide metabolic process. The transcript is spliced from 3 exons. Gene Ontology annotation, cellular component: mitochondrion. The annotation marks the transcript as partial. Gene Ontology annotation, molecular function: superoxide dismutase activity; metal ion binding.